Lotus japonicus is the source of this 768-nucleotide messenger RNA. RefSeq lists its product as uncharacterized. The transcript has a single exon. Lineage: Eukaryota; Viridiplantae; Streptophyta; Magnoliopsida; Fabales; Fabaceae. Bases 1 to 768 code for a protein of 255 amino acids. The record is from RefSeq and is a predicted model, not a curated record.
AUGGGUGAGUGGGUUGAGAGGGUGUGGAGGUGGAGAUUUGAAUGGAGAAGAAAACUAUUUCUGUGGGAGAAUCAACUUCUUGAAAGGAUGAAACAAGCCUUGCUGUCUACCCAACCUAGACCUGGUACGCGUGAUCGGUGGAUUUGGGAGGCUGAUAUGGAGGGAGUGUUCUCAGUAAAAUCUGCCUAUGAAGCUCAAGGUAGCUAUGGUCCAUUGGAAAAUAUGGAGGUUUUCAAGAGGAUUUGGUCCAUUGCUGCUCCGUCAAACGUCAUAUCCUUUACUUGGCGAGUUUUAUUGGGAAGGAUCCAAACCAAGGAUAACUUGCUGAAGAUGAAUAUUAUAGCUGAAGGAUUCGGUUGUAUUUGUGUUUUGUGUGAGGAGCACCUAGAAAGCAUUGGGCAUCUCUUCUUCUCGUGUAAGUUCACUUGGGGCAUUUGGAUGAAUUGCUACCGUUGGCUUGGAGUGUGUUCCGUGUUUCAGGAAGAAAGUCAUGCACAUUUUUUACAACAUGGGCAAAUGCUAACAAAGAGUUUUAAUGAAGGUUGGUGGUCUGUUUGGGAUGCAACUGUAUGGUCCAUUUGGCUACAUCGAAAUGAAGUGAAUUUCAACGGUGGGCAGAGGGAUGCAGCAAAGGUAUUGGACUUAAUCAAAUUUAGAGUGUGGAAGUGGAUGAAAUGUAAGAAGAAAAAUUUCCCUUAUUCUUCCUGUGACUGGACACUGAAUCCGCUGAACUGCUUGGGUGUGGGGGUGGGGGCAAUUUGGAAUUAA